AUGCCUCCCAUCCCCCCAAAACAGAUGAAGGCAAUCCAGCUCCAGACCUUCAACGCCCCCUACGCCGUCACCCACGUCCCCGUCCCCCGCCCGAGACCCCACCAGCUCCUCGUCAGGAUCAGGGCCGCCGGCUUCUGCCACACCGACUGCAUGGUCAACGAGAACGCCUUCGGCUCCCCGCUCCCCGUCGUCGGCUCCCACGAGCCCGCCGGCGUCGUCGUCGGCGUCGGCUCCGACGUCCAGGGCUUCAGCGAGGGCGACCGCGUCGGGUGCAUCAACUUCGACAGCUGCUGCGGAAAAUGUCCCGAUUGCAAGGCCGGGAGGCCGGUUUACUGCGAUAACUUGUUGAUGAAGGGUAUUACUACGGACGGCGCCUGGGCGGAGUACAUGGUCGCCGACUGGCGCUUCACAGUGAAGCUGCCCGACGAAAUCGACUUCCCGACAGCGGCGUGCCUGAUGUGCGCCGGGAUCAGCAUCUACGGCGGCAUCAAGCGCGCCGGCGUCCCGCCCGGCGGCUCCAUCGGCAUCGUGGGGAUCGGCGGCCUCGGCCACAUCGGGACGCAGCUCGCCAAAGCCAUGGUCCGUCCCGGCUACAAAGUAGCAGCCAUCGACGUGCGCCAGUCCGCGCUGGACCUGGUCUCCUCGUACCCCCUCAAACCAGACCUGUGCAUCCUAUCCACGCAACCCGCCGCGGACGCCGUGUCCGAGAUCGCGCGCGCCGUGGGCGGCGACUACCCGGGCCUCGACGCGACGGUGCUCGCGACGGACGCGCCGCCGGCGUUCGACUUCGCGGCCGCGGUCACGCGGAAGCACGGCACGCUCGUGCUGCUCGGGCAGCCGGAGAAGGGGAUCACGCUGUCGUACCGGGACGUCAUCUUCCGCGACCUGAAGCUGGUGGGGUCGUUGGUGGCGGACAAGAAGGAUACGGAGGAUCUGGUUAAGUUAGUAGCGAAGCACGGGAUCCGGGUGAAGAUGAAGGAGUGGGGGAUCGAGCAGGCCGAGGAGAUGAGGCAGGAGUACCUCGCGGGGAAGAGUGAGGGGAAGAAUGUGAUUGUGUUUGGGUAG
This is a messenger RNA of Colletotrichum karsti, 1065 nucleotides long. RefSeq lists its product as uncharacterized. The record is from RefSeq and is a predicted model, not a curated record. Gene Ontology annotation, molecular function: oxidoreductase activity. The coding region runs from base 1 to 1065 and encodes 354 amino acids. NCBI's taxonomy places the organism in Eukaryota, Fungi, Ascomycota, Sordariomycetes, Glomerellales, Glomerellaceae. The transcript has 4 exons.